GGGAUGUUCAUGCUGGUACCCGCCCUCUCUUGACUCUCUUCGACUGCCAUCUGUUAUGUUGCCGCCGGUUGAAGACGCCAACUCUGAGGAUCCCACCAGUCAAAUACCAUGGCCAUCCAGAUCAAGACUUCGGAACGACCUUGAACCUUCCCCUGCUGGACUCAACGAGACUUCGGAAAUUCCGGAACAUGGGAAUAACACGAAAGAUCCCGCCAAACCCAAGAUGACGAAACGGAGGUUAACGACAUGGAACCUCAUAACUCUCAGCGUUUCAAUGCUUGGUGCACAGAUUGUGUGGACGGUGGAGUUGGGUUAUGGAACACCGUUUCUUCUCUCUCUCGGAUUAACGGAACAACUCACAUCACUGGUAUGGCUGGCUGGACCAGUCAGUGGAUUGAUUGCACAACCGGUCAUCGGUGCCAUAUCCGACUCCUCUUCUUCAAAGUACCGUCGUCGGUACUGGAUCGCAACCUCUACCGUUGUCCUCGUGAUAUCGACUUUCGUCCUUGCUUACUGCCAAGAAAUUGCUGCUUUCUUUGUGGAUCUACUUGGUGUCGGAGCUGGAGAUUGGGACGAACAUCGUAAUAAGCAGGCAAUCAACACAGCGAUUGGAUUAGCGAUCGUGGCGUUCUACCUUCUCGACUUCGCCCUGAAUGCACUGCAAGCUUCACUUCGGAAUCUUCUUCUCGACAUCACCCCCGCUUCACAGCUGAACUCGGGGAAUGCAUGGCAUGGCAGGAUGACUCAUGCCGGAAAUAUCAUUGGGUUCGGAUUUGGCUUUCUACCUUUGGACAAGCUUCCUCUCAUAAGGCUUCUCGGAGGAACCCAAUUUCGCAAGUUUUGCGUGCUUUGUAUCGUCAUCCUCGUCAUCACAGUUUGGAUGACUUGUGUUUUUCAUGAGGAGGAAGAGAGGACUGCUGUCAGUAGUGUUCAACCAAGCAAAUUCCGGGAAGUUUUGUUCAACAUCCGCACCGCUAUCGUCAAUCUUCCUCGUCCUAUCCGCCGAGUAUGUUAUGUACAAUUCUUUGCUUUCAUGGGAUGGUUCCCUUUCCUUUUCUAUUCGACUACUUACAUGGGUCAAAUUAUGGCUUAUGAACUAGAUAAAGAACCGGAUCCCGAUCUCGCGACCCGAACGGGGGAGCUUGCAAUGUUACUCUACAGUAUCGUUGCUGUCGUUGCCGGGACAAUUCUUCCUCAUCUAGCAAAUCGCGAUCGGCGUUUGAUGGCACACAAGACCGAUGUCAACGAAGAUGCCGAACUAGCUCGACUGAGGGAUACCGUUCGCCAAUGGAGGGUUGAGGCUGCACGGAAAGGAAAACCCUUACGCCUUCCUGUCAUGCCGUUCCUUCUGCGCAACAUCUGGACUGGUGCCCUCGUCCUCUUCUCCCUGCUAACCCUCUCAACGUUCUUCAUCAAGACAGUCGCUCAAGCAACGGUAUUCAUCGCACUCGUCGGGAUAUGUUGGGCCGUUGCAAUGUGGGUGCCUUUUGCAAUCAUCAUGGAGCUCCUUAAAGAAGUAUCUUCCAACUCUCCGGCGCAGACUCCAAGGCAGACACACAGUCGCACCAUCUCGACGCCGGGAUUACCCCGUCGUUCACUAACUGAUGACGAUGGUCAUGGUGAACGUCGACCACUUCUUCGGCGUCGCUCUCUCAACGAGUACGAGACCAGUCCGGACGAAUUAGCCUUAGAAAAACCACUUGCAGGCGGGACAAUUUUGGGAGUACAUAAUCUUGCGAUUGUUAUACCUCAGUUUAUGGUAGCUCUUGUCACAAGCGUCAUUUUCCGUAUCGUAGACGGCGGUCGUGGAACUCCUACAGAGGAUGAGUCAACUUACUACGGCAAGAAUGGGGUAGCUUGGGUAUUACGAUUUGGUGGUUUUUGCACACUAGUUGGGGCGCUUCUUGCUCGGAGAGUGUCCCCUACACCAACGGAGAAAGCGAUGCGAAGGAGACUUGGCGAAAUGAAAGUUCUUCAGGAGGAAGGCCCUUAAUCUACUAAUCACAAUCAUUACUAUGUGGCUUGCGUUCCGUUGCUAUGGACUCUUUCGCAUGUAUUGGAUCAAUCUAAUCUGGCUAAUCUAUAUCCAUAUAAAUCACUCGUCGUUGGUCCAAAUUCGGUGCAUCUCUUUUUUGAAAGGCUCCAGCGAAAAUUCAAGCGCCGAACAAGGGUAUUGAAU
Messenger RNA from Marasmius oreades (fairy-ring Marasmius), 2179 nucleotides. RefSeq lists its product as uncharacterized. Gene Ontology annotation, molecular function: sucrose:proton symporter activity. NCBI's taxonomy places the organism in Eukaryota, Fungi, Basidiomycota, Agaricomycetes, Agaricales, Marasmiaceae. The record is from RefSeq and is a predicted model, not a curated record. Gene Ontology annotation, cellular component: membrane. Bases 56 to 1993 code for a protein of 645 amino acids. The transcript has 14 exons.